Grus americana (Whooping crane) is the source of this 4501-nucleotide messenger RNA. It is a transcript of the gene SPIDR, whose product is annotated as scaffold protein involved in DNA repair. The transcript is spliced from 21 exons. Gene Ontology annotation, biological process: regulation of establishment of protein localization to chromosome; double-strand break repair via homologous recombination. The coding region runs from base 127 to 2958 and encodes 943 amino acids. The record is from RefSeq and is a predicted model, not a curated record. Gene Ontology annotation, cellular component: nucleoplasm; nuclear chromosome. Lineage: Eukaryota; Metazoa; Chordata; Aves; Gruiformes; Gruidae.
GCCGGCUCGCGGGAGGGGAGUGUUCCGCCUUCCCGCGCGGGGAGCGUACUGGGGGUUCCCUUUUGCCCCGCCCCCUGGGGCUCCCCCGCCACGUGAAAGGGGACGUGGCUGCCUUGUCAGGGGGCGAUGCCCAGUAGGAAGCGGAAGCGAUUUUGGAAUGCAGAAUGCACACCCUUCCCAGAUGAGAGACCCCUACAACUGAAAAAAUCAAAUGUCAGGACAUCAGUGGCUGCUACUUCGAUUUCCAACGCGUGGCUUAGGUGUGGGGAUGGUUUUCAGAGCACUUCAGCGCUGGAGUCCCUGAGACCUACUGGUAAGAAAUCCAGGAUUAAGAAGCAUCUUGGACCACUGUUAGCAUCUGUUGAAAGUGCAGCAGGAUCUGCUGCUGCUGAAAGCUCUAAGGAGGCUGAGGACAUAAUAUGGACCUCUAGUGGCAGUGAUUUUUCAGAUGAUGAAAAUAAAACAUCAAUUCCAAGGUUACACAGCAAAAAAAGUUACGCUUCCAAAACAGAGAAAUCACCUAGCAGCCAUGAUUUAUUGUUAGAGGACAGUAGUAGUGAAGAUGAACCAGAGUUCAUUGAUUGGGAGAAGGAUAGUGAUUCUACCGAUAGGUGUGAUGGAUCAGAAAAAGAUGACAGCUCACUGGAGAUAUCAGACUCAGACUCCUGCACAAAUCUUAAUUCUCUGCCUGUCAAAGAGGAGAAUGAUGAGCUUUCUAAGACAACUUCGACAGAAAUUUCUGAGUAUUCAUCUGAUAAUGACAGUGUGGGAGGAGAGACGAGCCUGGCGACCACUGCUCCAGUAUCUGCUAAGAGAUUAUGGUCGAGGUCAGGAGUGGACACGGGGGAUGUUACAGCACGACCGGCCAGUGAGUGGCUGAGGUCUGCAGAGGCCCUUCUCCGCACCCCCGGGAAGCAGGUGGGCAAGGCCUCCCGAGCCCCCACCGAGUCCGUGAAGAAGAGGAAGCUAGUGAGGGGCGGGCUAGCUGAGAGGUUAUGUCGACUGCAGAACAGAGAAAGAGCUGCCAUUAGCUUUUGGAGGCAUCAGUGUAUUGCAGAUGCUAAAAUUCCCUCAGAUAAAUCUGGUGUCUUAAUUGUGAAGGUCUUGGAAAUGUUUGAGGAGUGUACAAUACAAGUUGCCAUCUGCCAGCAGCUGGAACAGUCUCCUGCUACGCUUUCAUCCAAAGAUGCUGUCAUCAAUGCAGGAGAACCAAUACUCAAAGUCCUUUUUGCGAGAGAGACAGCAGCUCACCUGAGGAGCAGGCCACAGGAUGUCAUCCACAUCUACCCUCCGUGGCAAAAACUGCUUCUCAAAAAUGCAGAUGUUCCUGUUAUCAUGAAUACAUAUUUUAGUCAGAAGGUGCUACUCAGUGAACAUUCAGAAACAAGAGAGAAGACACAUGGUCUUACGAAGAUGCCUAUUAGGAAGAAUAUUCUGUCUUUGGCACAGACAUUCAGACUAGAUGACGCUGAUGAUGAGUUACACCAGGAAUCUUCAGAUAAUCAGGUUUCUUGUGCUCCACAAAUCCACAACUGUGAUUCAAAACAGCAUCCCUUAGCACAGACUGGUGCUGUUAAUGAUUCUCUGCUUGAAAUGGUGGAAAGCCAGGGAGCAGUGGGAUGGAGAGAAGCGCAGGUACAAGUCGUUAUCCAAAGGGUGUACUGUUUGCCUGCAAGAGAAGGUUACAGAAGCCACGUUCAAGGAAACAAGCCUCUUUGUGCAACACCCGUCAUAAAUUCAGAUCCGCCAAAUGUUAGGUUAUGCCUCCUUGUCCAGGAUGCCUAUGGUAUGUUCAGCGAAGUGCAGUUGCAAUCCCUGAGUUCUGCAGAUGACAUCGAGGAGUAUUGCAGGAGGUGGGAAGGAAAAUUCUGCUGCUUAUCCAGAAUGAAAAUUUUACAAAGAACUACAAGAGGAAGGGCGUUAGGACUUUUUAGUCUGAUAGACAGUCUGUGGCCUCCAGUAGUGCCUGUAAAAGUUCCUGGACAAAGUCAAGACUCUGAAAUGAUGACAACUAAUCUGCCUCCUCCCAGCUUCUGUUAUAUUCUUACUGUUCAGUCUGGUGAAAUACAUGUGGAAGUGGAUGAGGAAGAACAGAUUUCUAAUUUGUACCAGCCACCAGCUGUUCAUGGUCUAAAGGAAAUUCUUCAGAUCAAUGGCUGUAAUGAACGUUGUAGCUUUUGGGCGCAAGUGCUAUAUCUAAGACUGCAGACAAAACACAAUGUUCCUAUAAAUCAAAGAGAGAUUUGGUUGUUUGUGACUGACUCCACAUUGCAAAAUGUGGUUCAUAUCACUCCAAAAGUUGUUGCUGUGUCAGUCACUGCAUCGUGUGUUCUCAGUACAGAAAUCACAGAAGCCCUCGGUGUUGCCUCACAACUCAUCUUCUUCAAGGAUGCACUGUGGGGAAAUGGUAGGAUUAUUUGUGUUGAACGUACUGUUCUCUUAUUACAAAAGCCUCUUUUGUGCUCGGCUGCCGGUGCUGACCUCAGUGAGCUGACUGGCCCUGUCAGACUCGAUGAGCUGGAUUCUACGACACAGGCCAACUCCAUUUGUGCUGUAAGAGGUACUGUUGUUGGAGUUAAUGAGAGCACUGCUUUCUCCUGGCCUACAUGUGACAGAUGUGGCAAUGGAAAGUUGGAACUGUGUCCCCAGGACAGAGGAUUGCUAUAUUGCAAUCAGUGCUCUGAAGUUGUCGUUUCACCGGUUUUGAAAAUGCAGCUGGAAGUCUUCUUGAGUUGUCCAUCCCGAUCUCAAAGUACAGUAAAAGUAAAGCUGUUACAAAGGACAAUCUCCUCUCUCCUGGUGUCCUCCGCCAAUGAGGAUGGGAGUUAUGAGGUGCAGAGCGUGCUGGGAAAGGAGGUGGGGUUAUUGAACUGCUACGUCCAGUCCGUAACUAGCCACCCCAACUGCGUUGGACUGGAGGAAAUUGUUCUUCUGGAAGCAGCAGCAGGAAGACACUGAGCUGAACUCUAGCCAUGGAACUAUCCUCACCCUGACUGUACAGAGACAUGGAUUACAGAUCAGAUAAGUAAUAUCAAAAUCUUCCUAUGCGUGCAUUGUUUGAGAUAUAGAAGAAUUAAUGUAAGAGUUCAGUCAGAGAUUAGAUUUUUUUUUCCCCCCUUCCCCUUUCAUGGUAUUUAAAAACCCCUUACAGAUCAGAGGAAGAAUGGUUUUGCGCAGGUCCAGUAUGUGAUUACCCAGCAGAAAAGGAACAGCAAACUUGUUGCUACAGAAAUCGUUUCUGCAGCCAAGGCCGAUAGUGGAAAGUCUUCAGUACGUCACGAUUACUACAGGGAUGACCCAGGUUUUGAAUCCCCCUUUUUUUUGCCCUCCUCCAAGUCUUUCAGUCUCUCACCUGCUUCCCUGUGAGGAAGAAGAGGAUGUCAGCCCAUUCCUGUGCACACGAUACCGCCCUGUAUGUGACAAGGGUGGCCCCUUCGAAACCAGCGAGAUUUCAGUCUCCUGGAAAGCACUGCCAGCUGGAGAUGCUUGUCCUGUCAGGUCGUUUUUCUGCCGGCGCCCUACAGAUGCCAUCAUCUUUGCACGUGCACUAUCAAACUUCAGACAAGUAGCCCAACCUUUCAUAAUGGCACCUCAGCAAGAGGUGGGCGUUGUUGCCUGCUCUCACUUUCACUGGCAGUCAUCAAAGUGCAGCGCAGUGAUAGCCUACAGAGGCCUGCAGUGCAUGGGUGCAACAACAUCUGCUUUGGGACCACAGCUGGAUCAGACUUAGGAGCGCCUUGGCGUAGGUGCAGCUUUACAUUGUCUGGAGUGGAAACUGCUUCGAGGUUCUUUUAGCAGAAAUGUUAAAUAACGGUGUUCUUGUGUACAUGUAUACUUUUAAUACAAUGUUCCUGGAAGCAUCCUGGCCAAACGCAGCCCCUCUUGCUGUGCGACCGCUGCUCCCCACAGCCAGCUCAGCGGCAACAACUGACUCAGCGUUUCUGCACAGCGAUGCAACUCCCGGGGCAAAGCCGACUUUGAAACGACCACGUGCAAGACUCCCAGUUAUCCCCACCAUCGCAUCCCCCCUCCUUCAGCUGCUUUAAAGCAGUAACACCGUGCACCUCUCCCUCCCUUCUCCUCCCCUCCCACCUCAGCCGCUUGACCCCCCAGACCCCCCCCAGCGCUGCCAGUUGGCAGCAGCUCUUGAGCAGCGCAAUUUCCCCCGCCGAGCCGCUGCUUUCAAGACACAGAGCAAACGAGAGCAGGGUUGAUUUAAAAUGCUUUUUUUUUUAUUCUUAGAAAUGCUGUAAAAAUUGAUAUAAAAGGUCGAGCAUGCUUAGUCUUUUUUUUUUUUUUUUCAUCCUACUGUCUAAAAUACAUGGGGUUUUGAAUCAUGUUAACAGAUGUACCAUAGCUGCAUCGGUAUGAGUAAAAUGUAGAAAAGACGAAAACUACCAUUACAAAAAUAAUUUAAGGGGAGAGGAAAAAAAAAAAAAAGAUUUAGCUUUUUUCUUUUUUUUUUUUCCUUUUUUUUUUUUCCGCAAGUUUCGUGGUGAAA